Hypomesus transpacificus is the source of this 2952-nucleotide messenger RNA. It is a transcript of the gene mvb12ba, whose product is annotated as multivesicular body subunit 12Ba. NCBI's taxonomy places the organism in Eukaryota, Metazoa, Chordata, Actinopteri, Osmeriformes, Osmeridae. The record is from RefSeq and is a predicted model, not a curated record. Bases 261 to 1142 code for a protein of 293 amino acids. Gene Ontology annotation, cellular component: late endosome; ESCRT I complex. Gene Ontology annotation, biological process: regulation of epidermal growth factor receptor signaling pathway; viral budding; virus maturation. The transcript is spliced from 10 exons.
CCUACUUCUUAGGCAUUUGACUAUGAAUGACAGCUAUAGUGUUAGCAAAGCCGUUAGCGGACUGCUAUCAUCAGUCAAAUGUCCAGUGCAUCAGCUCAUGUGCAGGAUUAACGAGCUUUACAACGUCCAAAAAAGGAUGCGAUUGCUGAUGGUUUAGUUAAGUAUUUCGAACAAAGAGAAGAGGACAACGAAGAGAAAGUUAUCUUUUCAGAGAUUGUUCUUUGAAAUUAAGUUGUUGGCCUCCUUGGAACUCUCCCGUGAUGCCUGAGGUUCGGGAGCUUUCAGACGCGCUGCCGGAGAUGCCCAUGGAUCCCAUCACUGGUGUAGGGGUGGUGGCCUCCAGGAACAGGGCGCCAACAGGAUAUGAUGUGGUUUCCCAGACAACAGAUGGUCUGGAUGCUGACCUUUGGAAAGACGGUCUCUUCAAAUCCAAGGUGACGCGCUACCUCUGCUUUACCAGAGUCUUCUCCAAAGAAAAUAGUCAUUUAGGAAAUGUGCUGGUGGAUAUGAAGCUUAUCGACAUUAAAGAUACCCUGCCUGUAGGGUUCAUUCCUAUACAGGAGACUGUGGAUACACAGGAGCAGGCCUUCCGGAAGAGGAGGCUGUGUAUCAAGUUUAUCCCUCGGGACUCCACAGAGGCAGCCAUCUGUGAUAUUCGGAUUAUGGGGAGGUCCAAGCAAGCCCCACCACAAUACACUUUCAUAGGAGAGCUGAACAACAUGGGGAUCUGGUAUCGCAUGGGUAAGGUCCCACGGGCCCAGGACUGCCAGCAGACUCCGACCACCAACAACAUCCAGAACAUCAACUCAACAGCAAACUCAGUCCCAACGGCUCCAAUGCCCAAGCAUAUAUCUAUGACCCUACCUGCCAGUUUCAGAGGAAAGAAUACAACCAGACCAGACUACGAGCACCAGAACUCCAACCUGUAUGCCAUAUCAGCAAUGGAUGGAGUACCUUUCAUGAUUUCUGAGAAGUUUUCAUGUGCCUCCAGCGAUCUGCAGCAAGUCGAUUUGAUGGGUAUCACAAUCAAGUCCUUGGCAGAAAUCGAGAAAGAGUAUGAGUACAGUUUCCGUACAGAGCACAGCGCUGCGGCCCGACUGCCCCCUAGUCCUACACGGACCUCCCUGGGCUCCGAGGCCUGAGACCCUCCACCCUGCUCCUCCAUCACCUCAUCCCCCAACCCCCACCCCUACCACCCGACGAGCCAGGAGGAGCGAUUCACAAACUACUGAGAACCAGCCCCGCGUUUCGCUAAAAGAGAAAUGGAAGAAAUGUGUUCCCUUGUCGGUCCUCCUGCCGCACUCUUCUCCCUCUUCUACACUGUCAAGAGUACAGUUAUAGGCCCUCUCAAUGGAUAGUCAGUUUCCCUACGCAACAAGAGCAAGAAAAAACGAAAAACCUUUUAGCCAUUUUGGGGGGGGGGGGGGGGGGGGGGGGGGGGGGGGGGGGGGGGGGGAGUUGUGGUCGGUCUUUUCUGUUUUUACGUUUCUGUGCUGCUGAUUUUGAAAAGGAGGGAACCACUACGAUACAAAGGAACAAAACUUUUUGAAAGGAAACGGAAGAAAGAAAAUGGAGGGGGAGUUUGGCCCAAUCAGCUCCUGUGUGUGGUGAGCAGCUCCAGGAACACAACUGGAAUCACAGCCAAUCUGGAGAGAUGCAGUAUCCAGCCUUGUAGUGUAUGAGUGAUACACGAGUACCAGUCAAACAGCAAGGCGUAUUUGACACGUUCACUCCCUCCCCAUCUCCAAUAGGAACUCUGAAAAGUCCUACACCCUAUGUGGCACCCAUUCACACUUGGGGGGAGGGGGGGGGGUCCGUCAGAACUGUGAUCAAACAACAUAUACCUGGCAAAAUGAUGAGGUUUGCAAACGUGCUGGUCUCUCUUUCUGCCUUUUUGGAAGCAUGGAAUUUGGAUUCUUCCUGAAUAAAAGCAGCUUGACCAGAUGUCAUUGGAAUUACAUACAGUUCAACCAAGCUAACAUGUAUGUAAAAGAAAGAAAGACAAAGGGGUUGUGACAAAAUUAUUUUUAGAUUGUUCACCGAUAAUCUUGUGGCUAUGAGAGUUGUUUGGUUCUCAUUCUUUUCGUUUUGUUUUCUUUGGGUGUUUUUAAUUAUGCCGUUUCGGUGUUUUUGCUGUUGUCUGUGGCCAUUCUGUCAACCACUCUAUAUAUUAUUUCUUUCUGGUCUGAGCCACUCAUUGGGUUGAAAACAGAAUCACUUGUACUGUUCAGAGCUAAGCAUAUCAUUUCAAAUAUGUGAAGUGUACUUGUUUUAGUUUUCUCUGUUCAUCUCAAAUCAGUUGAACAAAACUCAGAAUAGGGGGAACUCAAAUAUUUGGUUUACUCACAGGUCAAAUCUAUUCUUCUCCCAUGUUUUUAAAAGUCUUGCCAGUGCAAACUUGUGAUAUUGCUGUAUAACACACCACUACAUGAAUUAAGUACUUUUAUGCACCAAUAGAUUUUACUGUUACAUUAACUUUUUUCACAGUGUCUUAUCAUAGUUCCUUUUAUGAGUAUUGUUAUAUUCAAGGCUGUAUUUUGUACUUCUCACAAAAUUCAUUUUAUAUUUUAGAACACAGCUUUGUUUUAACAAGCAAUUUACCAGGCUAAGGGUGUCCAUUCUUGCAACAAGGUCUGAAGGUUGCAAUCGGAAAUGUGGCAGUUUUUUUAGGAAAUAAAAUGUUUUAUUGUGUUCUAAGUACCUCUAUACUGUCUGUAUUCAAACAGGAUAAUAUGGUAUUUUGCUACAGCAAGAACUAAUCUUAUGUUGACUCCUUGGGUAACAAUGCAACGUUUUAUUAAUUUGAGAUUGUAUAGGUCUUCCACUAGUUAACACAUAAUUUGUAUAGAUACCUCGAAAUACAUUAAAUAGAUAUCCAAUGUUCCACUUAUUCAACAUCGGUGGACAUACACUUUUAUGCCAGUAUUCUCCCAACACUGCCUCUACUCUCUC